Messenger RNA from Elaeis guineensis (African oil palm), 880 nucleotides. The record is from RefSeq and is a predicted model, not a curated record. NCBI's taxonomy places the organism in Eukaryota, Viridiplantae, Streptophyta, Magnoliopsida, Arecales, Arecaceae.
UUGGUCCGCAGGGCAGCACUGGUCCGAAAGGGGGAGAGACAGUGGAAGCGGAAGUAGCCGCACUGCGGCUUCUGCUGCUGCUGCUGCUGCUCGUCUGCCUGCGAAUCGAGCACGGUGAAGGAUUCGGUCGGGCUUUUUCUCCUCUCUUCUUUCCUUACCUCCCUUUUUCCCAGUUGGAGUAGUAGGAGUAGUGGUAGUACCCUUCUCUACUAACGCCUCGCCUUGGUUGCAUUCAAAGCUUCCGUAUUUAGAAUCGAGUCGACCUCGCAUCUCUCCACUCGUUUCCCAUCUCUUCUAUUUGUCUUCUUUCUCGUUUUCUUUUAUCUCGACAUCUCAAUUUGGGGGGAGGGAGGAGGAGUGGAAGGAAAGAUGGAAGAUCUGUACAGUAUCCAUCCGGGAAUCUCAGGGAGUGGAGAAAUAGCGGCCGUCGGAUCGACGUCCAGCUAUCCGUACUUCGAGGCGGACCGCUCGCACAGCGGCGGGGCCGCCGAAGCGUCGGAUAUCUCCGGCGGCGGGGGAUCGGAUCUCACGGAUCUGAUCAAGGCCCAGAUCGCCAGCCAUCCUCGCUACCCUUCCCUCGUCUCCGCCUACAUCGAAUGUAGAAAGGUGGGGGCGCCGCCGGAGAUGGCAUCGCUGUUGGAAGAGAUAGGGCGGAGGAGGUACACGAGCGCGGGGUGCGGGGAGAUUGGAGCGGAUCCGGAGCUGGACGAGUUUAUGGAAUCCUACUGCCGGGUUCUGCAGCGGUACAAGGAGGAGCUGUCGAAGCCGUUCGACGAGGCGGCGUCCUUCCUCAACAGCAUCGAGGUGCAGCUGAGCAAUCUCUGCAAGGGCUGCACCACCUCCUCCUCCACCACCACCGCCACCGGCAACUCCCCUUCCG